This is a messenger RNA of Pseudozyma flocculosa PF-1, 1467 nucleotides long. RefSeq lists its product as uncharacterized. The coding region runs from base 1 to 1467 and encodes 488 amino acids. The transcript is spliced from 4 exons. NCBI's taxonomy places the organism in Eukaryota, Fungi, Basidiomycota, Ustilaginomycetes, Ustilaginales, Ustilaginaceae. The record is from RefSeq and is a predicted model, not a curated record.
AUGGCCGCCACCACGCUCCAGGAAAAGCUCGAUGGCCUCAGCGCCGAACUGGCCAAAGCCACGCCGCCCCCCUUUGGCCACGCCUGCAAGAAGCUCUACUCGUUCGACGACGACUACGUCAACCUCAACAACGGCUCCUUCGGCACCUGCCCCAACCACGUUCUCGAGGCCUACAAGCACUACCUCGCCGAGUCGGAGCGCCGCCCCGACAUCUGGAUGCGCACCGGCUUCAAGCCCCUGCUCGAGCGCUCUCGCAAGGAGCUGGCGCAGCUCGUCAACUGCCCCGUCGAGGACCUGGUCCUCCUCACCAACGCCACCACGGGCGUCAAUGCCAUCCUGCGCGGCAUGGCGGGCACCUGGUCGGCCACCAAGCGCGAGGCCAUCCUGGUCUACGACACCGUCUACGGCGCCUGCGGACGCACGGCGCAGUACAUUGUCGACUCGCACCCCUCGCUCCAGCUCAGCGUCGUAAAGGUGCCCGUCACCUACCCCAUCGCCCACGACGACUUCCUGCAGCGAACCAGGGAGACCCUCGACCAGGCCAAGCGCGACGGCGUGCGCGUCCGCGUCGCCAUCCUCGAUACCAUCUCGUCGCUGCCCGGCGUCGUCGUGCCGUGGCAGCAGACAGUCCAGCUGCUCAGGGAGCACGACGUCCUCUCGCUCGUCGACGGCGCCCACGCCGUCGGUCAGAUCCCGCUCAACCUGCGCGACGCCGACCCGGACUUUUUUGUGUCAAACUGCCAUAAAUGGCUCAGCGCCCACCGAGGCUGCGCGUUCCUGUACACGCCCAAGCGGAACCAACACCUGGUACCGGGCAUGCCCACAUCGCACUACUACGUCUCGCCGACCGACGCCCCUGCCAAGGGGCCCUCCUUGAUCCCGACCGACGCGCCGUCCAACUACGUGGCGGUGUGGGAGAGCAACGGGACGCAGGACCAGUCCAACUUCCUCUGCAUCCCCGCCGCGCUCGAAUUUCGACGCUGGCUGGGCGGCGAAGACCGCAUCAUGGGCUACACGACGCGUCUAGCCCAGCGCGGCGGCGAGAUCCUGUCGCGCCGCCUGGGACACGGCAGCACCGUCAUGGACCUCGCGCCCAACCGCAUCCUCACGUCUUCCAUGGUCAACGUCAGCCUCCCCCUCGACCUCGACAGCCUGCGCAGCGCGGAGGCGGAGGCGGAGGCGAUGCCCUCGCUCGCCUUCGUCGCGAGCCGCUUCCAGACGGCGCUGGCGGAUCGGUACCCGACUUUCGUGCCCUUCUACGUCCACGCCGACACGAUCUGGUUCCGCGUCAGCGCGCAGGUCUGGCUCGAGGAGAGCGACUUUGACUGGCUCGCCGAUGCUAUUCUCGACACGGUGCAGCACCUCGGCUGGUCGCUCCUCGCCGCUGAGCCGUCGUCUUCCAAGACCAAGACAGAGGCGAACGGCGUCGUCGACGAUCAGCAGAGCGUUGAGGCCAAGGCGGCGUAA